Messenger RNA from Bradysia coprophila, 1595 nucleotides. Its product is annotated as bifunctional arginine demethylase and lysyl-hydroxylase JMJD6-B. The record is from RefSeq and is a predicted model, not a curated record. Gene Ontology annotation, molecular function: 2-oxoglutarate-dependent dioxygenase activity. Lineage: Eukaryota; Metazoa; Arthropoda; Insecta; Diptera; Sciaridae.
AACUUAAGGCGCACGGAAUAACACAAGUACCUGUUGCACUAUAUAAACUCUUUACGAUAAAAUUUGUCAUCCCUUUUUUAUAUACAACAUUCAGCAAAUAACAACUCACAGACGUUAUCUUCUCGUAACACCCGUUACCACUUCAUCGCAUUUAAGUAAUUGAAUAAUCUAUCUAUUCAUUGGAAAAUAAGUGACACAGUAACCAAUUGGUGAACGUUGCGUGAAAUGGAAUUUUUAAUGCAAUGAAAAUGAAAAUCGAUUUUAGUAGGAGCACUUUUCGAAAUUGUUGGUUUGAAACAAAAAUUGAAUUUGCUUCGAAUGAUGACCAAAUUGUUCAAAUGUAAACUUUUUUACCUAUCAGUACUUGGGUCACUAUAUAAAACGACGUAUCAAAAGACACAAUAAGACUUAAACCAUAAGAAAUUUACCAUUUAAAAUAAAUCGAAAGUCUCCCUACUAAAACAGAACUUUUCAAUGGUUUUGCGACGUUAUACCAUUUCUCUGUGCCAUAUCACUCCUCCGUUGACAGAGGUCGAGUUAACAUCUUUUCCAUUCGCACUACAAUAUGGACGAUCCUUUCAAACAGAUGAAAAAUCUGUUGGAACGCUCAAGAAGUGAAAAGAUCGAUUUGAGGACGUUGCCGUUUAUUCAAUCGAAUCUGAACUUAAAAAUCGUUAAUUUUAACCUGCGUGUAAUUGUGAUUGGUGCAGCACUGUUGCUGUUCGCGGUUUUGAAAGUGUAUCUAAACAACGAAGAAUGUGCAUUGGUGCUACCAUCAGAAUUGUCAAAGAUAUUUCGUCCACCCGUGAAUUGUAAUUUUUGUGAAAAUGUCACCGAAGUGGAUAGAGUUGCAAAUAUUUCACCCGACGAAUUCGAGCAAAGGUAUGCAUACACUGGCAGACCAGUAAUUGUUACCGACGCCACAUCAUCGUGGACAGCAUUGGAAACGUUCGACUUCUGGUAUUUCAAGGAGAUCUACGAGGAGGCAAGGAAACGGACGAACAAACUUGUAAAUUGCCAGUUCUUCCCAUAUAAAAGUGGAUUCAAAACUUUUUAUGAAGCGAUGAGCAUCCCGAAAGAGAGAGUUGACUAUCAACCAGGCACCGAUCCGUGGUACUUUGGAUGGAGCAAUUGCAACGAAGAUGUUGCGCAAAUACUCCGAGAACAUUAUGGCCGGCCGUACUUCUUGCCAAAGACUUCCGAAAAUAAUGCCAUUGAUUGGAUUUUCAUGGGUGGUUCAGGAUUAGGAGCUCAUAUGCACGUGGACAAUGUUCGGCUACCAUCUUGGCAAGCACAAAUUAAAGGAGAAAAAGAAUGGACGUUGGCACCACCACCAGAAUGCUACUAUCAAUGCAGUUUCAUGAAGGCCACCGUCUCCACUGGUGAUAUAAUUGUUCUCGACACAAACCGUUGGUAUCAUAAGACAAACGUACUCUCCGGUACUAUUAGCAUCACGAUCGGAGCGGAAUAUGACUAAGAACUCUUUAUGUAACCUGAAUGCAUAAUAAAAUCGUUUGAGAACAUUUACCUUGUCUUGAUUUUUACGAAUUUUUUAAUGUAGAAACUGACUGUUGCAGGUUGAGGAAGACCGAUUG